Molecule: messenger RNA, 3725 nt
Organism: Paraglomus brasilianum
Lineage: Eukaryota; Fungi; Glomeromycota; Glomeromycetes; Paraglomerales; Paraglomeraceae
Source: the annotation of a GenBank genome assembly
ACUUCAUGGAAAACUAUCCGGGUGAAUUCGUUUUUCACCAUUAUCCAUUAAUGGCUGUAAUGGGCCUGGGGGCUCAUAAGGACAUUGAGAAUUCUAUAUCGCCUCCGUCGUCACCUAAUCAACCAAAAUCUCCUGCAUCAAGACGUAGCUCGACAAGUACUCCAACUCAUUCAAUAUCAACACGACUGCAGCUGUCAAGAAUUUUACUUAAUAUAUUAUUGGCUAAAGGCCAGGAUAAUGUAUGGGAGCCACCUAAGCACGGAAAUGUAAUGUUUCGUGUGGUAGCAUUAGAAAAGAAUCACCAAUUCCCAGUCAAAAGGACAGGAAAUAAAGCACUGUCGUCUACUAAUUCACAUUCAUCGCUGUCUCCAAUGACACCUGAUUCUCCAUUGUAUCCCGAUGGCGUGUUUACUCCAAUAUGGGUGAAGAAACACCGGGAGGCAAUUCCCUCUGUCGUUGUUGGGUUCUAUGACUUGUGGGAAUGGUCAAUGGGAGGAGUGUCGAUUGAAGAAAGAGAAAAGCUGCCACCUGUACCAGAACCAUUGGGUAAUAUUAACCCUAUAGAAAAAGAGAAGGACACCGACCUUAUAGCUGAGAUUAACGAACGAAAAAAGAGUAUUACAGAUCGAGGAAUUAAAUAUACCGUUGUGAUAUUAUUGAAGUCACAACAUGUCGACGACUCCAAUAUCGAUGAGAGAUUGAAUUAUAUAAAAAAAAUGUGCAGUCUUGAAGGAAAAAAUAUGUUUUUUGUCCUUCCUCCAAGCUCUCCAAACGAACUACAAGAGUUUGCCACAAAUCUUCAGAAGUCACUUUAUGAUCAUGCUCUCGCGUAUUAUCGUGAGCUUAGUAAACGUAUAAAGAAGAAGCGAUCUCGAUUACCAUCAACCACAAGUGGUCCAAAUAUACGCCGUGAAGAAAAGUCAGAUAAUACCCACCAACCAUUAAUCGUUCAAGGAUGGAUGAUCAGAUAUGAUUAUAAAAUGGCGACGUUCGCAGAAUUUAGACAAGAGAUCGAUUCUGCUAUCAAGUAUUACAUAUCAGCAUACGAUCUGUUAGUAGAUAUGUUCGCUCCUGUUCCACAAAUAACGCCCAAUGCUCCCCGACUGAUUCCGCGAACGAAGCGAUGGGCAGAGGCAAAAGUGCUUGCUGACAGUAUGAAUCUCAAAAUCUGCAAGUUAUAUCUUUAUCUCUCUGGCUAUACUCAAUCAGUAUCUCAUCUUAACAAGCAUAUUUCUACCUUUCACGAUCUAUCCAAUUCGUUUCAUAUGGGCGAGGACACGUUCGAAUACUGGGCAUGGAAGACUAAGCAAUAUCGAUCAUUUGGAGAUUUACUUGAUAUUGCUGUCAGAAAUGGAUUUAAGAUUCCAUCUUUUGAGACAUUAAUAUUGCAACAUGCUGGUUUCCAUUACCAUCAAGCUGCGAUGUGUAAUAUAGUACGACGAAGGAAAUUCUUGGCGGUGGAAGCAUUAUCAAAAGAGUCAUCCGAUGCUCCCAAUCUUCCUCCCCAAGCAUUACUUACAGCCGAAGGUAGUGUUGAUCAUUCUGCUCUGACCAUCGAAUUGCUCACCAAAUCAUAUGAACAGUUCAAAAAGUACAAAUCUGGUCGAAUGACGUUGUAUCUGGCAUCAGAAAUAGCCGGAACAUAUUUUGAUGUUAACAAAUACGAAAUGGCUUUAAGAUUCUUUGAGCGUAUAGCGAAAACAUAUCGCAAAGAAUCUUGGCAUACUGUCCUAGAAUCAAUAUUACGAUGGUCUUUGAAGUGUGCCAAGGAAAUUGGGUCCUGGGACACUGCAAUUGAGAUAAUGGUCGAAUUGCUAUCUGAUCGAUUUACAAUGAGUGAAGAAGCAAGACUCGAGGUACAGAAUGAUUUGAAAAGUAUCUUGUUUCAGCCAAACAGUCCUUCAUCUACACUCCGAAUUGACAUGGAUCAAAUCAACUCAUUUGUAACCGUACACUUUCAAUUUAAACGAUCAACAACGUUUGUUGGCACAUCGACACCAUUUCAGCUCUCACUCGGCACUUCUCAUACAUCACCCCCGGUUCCAUUUCAACUCUCGUUUAUUCGAUUAAUAUUCAGUGAUCCAUACUUUAAUCAUUAUAUACGAUGUGGACAUAUAACUAAUAGUGAGAAGAGUAAAGAAAAGCUGCAGUAUGUGGAUAUUAAAAAUGUAAAGCAAGAAGAGAUCGAGGAAACUGGAGUCGUAUGGGUGAAGGACGUUGAAUCCGAGAUAAGGAAGAAUAGUAUUGUCGUAUUUGAAGGUCUUGUUAUACCUAAGGAGAGUGGUGACUUAACAUUAAUGUCUGUAUGCUUAGGCAUAGUUACAUCUUCUUGGAAAGUAGAAUUGAACUUUAGCAUUAAUGAGCAAGGGGAAGGUAUUCCACGACGCAAGUGGAUUGAGCUAGGGACUGAGAAUGAAGUUACUAGACCCAGAUUUAUCAAUCUUGAAGGAUCCGGAGAUCGACCAUCUAUAAAAGUAAUUCAGAAACAAGCAAAAAUUGACUUUAAGGCCUCGCAUCACCCUCCAGCCCUCUUAAAUGAAAUGUAUCCCAUCGAGCUUAAAAUCACAAAUAACGAACCGGAAGAAGUAAGGGUGAUUAUGAAUGCUGAAAUAAUGGCUGCUGAUGCACAGGCUUCCGACGAGUAUAUAACCUGUGAUUCUGCUGGCGAAGAGAUAUCAUCUCCAACACUAAAAGAUACCGAUCUUGGAGUUAUUCAAUCGGGAGAGUCUAUUACAAAGGUCAUUUAUAUCGCCGGAGAGAAUACGGCUAUUUCGAGAAUAUUACAGAUAUCGUUGUGGUACGCCAUAUCGUCUUCCUUGCCGACACACCCGCCACCCGCCCAAGGCUGGAUUGAAAAGCAAGAAGACAUCCGCAUUCAAUAUACCCUCCCUUUUGAUAUUACAUUUUCUAACCUUCCCCAAAGCGCUCCGCCGGAAUAUCAUAAUAAACAUCAAGCCAUCUCAAUUGAUCGAAUAGACAGAUAUCUCUUGGUAGCACGAGUGGAAAAUGCUAGUCCAUGGGUAUUGGAUGUUGAAAGUGUUGAACUGAUGACAGAUAAUGGAACUAGAGAAGACAACAUUGUGUUGGAGGUCGAAGCGAAAGCAGUUGAAAUUGAAGAGAGAAAUCAGAAAAAAUUGCCAUGGAAACCAGGCUAUAUAUUUCAAGGAAAUUAUUUACUCCGUCUCACUAUACCUGAUAUUACGUCUAUACCGAAGUCUGUCGAUAUUGGAGCUCUUGCUGUCAAAUGGCGACGUCAAGGAACGAUUUCGCCGGUGAAGCUGACUACAACAACCAUUCCAGUAACGCCUCUACUUCUCCGACAGCCUGACCUAUCCGCAGUAAUAUGUGAGAUUUCGUCUCCCUUUGCUCUCCUGCUCACUCUAACGAUUCCACCAACCCUAAAAGUAGGACACCUUUUCACUCUUACGUAUACUCUUUAUAAUCAGACACCGGUUACUGCCGAAAUAUCCGUCUCUGUGGAAGUAAACGAAGCAUUUGUUUUCUCUGGAUAUAAGCAGACAUUCUUCAGGGUUCUUCCAUACAGUGAAUAUGUAUUCAGAGUGAAUUGCUUCCCAUUAGGUGCAGGUAAGAUUCGACUGCCAAAAGCCAAGUUUGUGAACAAGAGGGAUGGAGGAGAGGAGAUCAAAGUUAUUGGAACAGGAGUGAGAGAUCUUAUUGAGGAUGAAUGGUAUAUCGUGUUUGUUAAGCCGAAGACAGAGUUUUAA